GAAUGGUAUAAUCAGUGGCUAAGAAAACUGCUCUUGCUCUCCUCUCUUCUCUUCGUCAUGUGAACGUCGCUUUGCCGCCAUGAUCAGCCACUUCCUCAUCCUUUUAUCAAUACUUUACGAUGUGGUGUCUGAAAGUACCGUCAUCUGCAGGAACUACAACGGAACUGUAGUGCCCUUUGGUGCGUCCUACUUGAAGACAGUGUGUGAGGAGUGUGAGUGUUUAGGUGCUGAUGAGAAUGGAGAGGAUAUGGGACCGUGUUUUGAGAAGGGGUAUCAGUGUCCUUGUGAUACGCUGUGCUGUCGUGCCAACUGCUCUGAUGAUGUGACAGAUCCUCAUGAUGCUUUCAAAAACACUGCGCUCAACUCAAACUACUCCAUCAUCAUAUCAGUUGGGGUUGCUACCCUGGUGAUUGUGUUGGGACUAUUGUUCUACUUGUAUAGACGCCGCGUUACCAGUUAUGUUCGUGUCACCAGAAGACUUUACAUGGAGCGACAAAUGUCAGCACCCAAGCCCCCGUCCCCAGAGUUACCCCCGAAUUACGAGGACAUUGCUGCGGACGGUGGGCCAGCUAACCGGACAAUGCCUCCCCCAUAUGAGGAACUAGUGCCCCCCUACAGUUUACUAGCUCUUCAGAGACAUGAUCAGAUAGACAAUCGCAAUGUUACUCUCGGUCACCCAGUCCCAAUACAACUUUCUGGCAUCGCCUAGCUUGCGUACCAGUGAUAGCGCGCCUCCUGACGCACAAGAAUGACGUGAUGUCUUUGUUUUGGUACUGACCCUCGGUUGUGCACGUGGCGAAGGCGUGAAAGUUAUUGUAUUGCAUAUUUGGAGAGAGCUGUCAGUCCUGUCUUACAUUUUGAUAAUUUCUGCACUUUGGAAACUCAGCAGUUAGUGGCUGACUGAUCUGUACACUCCUAUUCUCGGCCACAACACUACACCAGGGAGACGCCAACAAAUCCUAAUUAAGUGCUGUAAAAUUCUGCAUUGUCGUAUUGUGUUGCAAGUAUUUUGACAGACGUGCAAUACACAGCACAUAUAAUUGGAAUUUAUAAUCCGACCUGUUGUGUGUGAGUAUAUUGUGUGCUGUUGGCUUCGCAUAUUUUCUAGCGCUUUUUAUCACUGUUGGUUAUCGCUGAGAUGGUAGUUAAAUUACCUCCAGAUAGGGUGGGGCUUUGCUCAUUGAUGACCCGACCUUUAUUUUGCUGGUCAAAGUUUCCAACUCUUAAAAUUUGCUUUGGCCGAGAGACAUGGCUAUUGAAAAAUUUUAAAUCAUUGUUUUUAACUGUUUUUGUUAUUGAGUAAUAGUUUUUUAUCAUCGGGUUGAAGGUUAGACUGUAAAAGAUUAUAUGAUGAUGUAGCCGGUAGCGCCUGUAAUUGUACUCUUGUAGGCAAUAGAAUUUUAAAUCAGCCUCGAUUAUAUUUUAGAUUUAGGCAUAUUCAGUCAGAUUUUCAAAGGUUUUACAAAUUGAACAUCGAACUUCAGUUCGUACUUCGUGUCAAUUAAAUUUCAUGUAAUCAAUUGUAAUCUUAGAUAUAAUACUGGUGCUGAAAUCUUUGAUCUAUAAACCUGGCCCUUAUCGUAUAUUCACUAGAUCUUUAUAUCAUGAAGCAGAUGUGCCGGCACUCAAUUUUAAAUCUGUUUGAUGAGAAGGUGGGGAGAUUGCACACGUGACAUCUUUUAACCAAUCCGCUCUGAGAUACAUCCACUUAAACAUGAAGUUAGCUGACACCUGUCAGACUGAUAUCUCCUCGCUGGCUGUUCUUUAGACGCUACUAGACUAGAUACUUCUUUCUUUAUACACCAUUAAAAGGAGACGUCUGUAAAAGUCAUAUAACAAUAAGUGCUACACGGGAUUAGAAUGUUAGACUUUCAUUACACUCUCCUAAAGCUCAAGAGUUUAACAUUUGUAAUUUGACUCGGAGCUACUUAUUUCAUCACGUACUCUCUUAUAGCUCAAGAGUUGAAGUCUGUAAUUUGGCAAAGUUCCAAAUGUAAGCUAGUCGCCGUUUGUUCAUGCUAGCCCUGCAAAACAGAUAUAUCCUCCUUUCUUCUCAUUACAUUGUUAUUACAUUGCUGUCUUUUUUAUUACUAUCCUGCUUUUAUACAGUUUUAUAGCGUCGAUAUCAAAAUUCCGAACCUGACUUUUCCAAGAGCGGGUGUUGUUUUAUGAUAUUGAUAAUAGGGGCUGCCAAAACGUUACUUUAUAAACAUUGCUGAACUAAUACAAAACGUCCGGUAAAAUACCCAUCGUGCCUUUCUGUUCUGUCAGUGGUUGUAUCACUAUGGAAAAACUGACAUAAAACAUAGUUUUGAUAGUUCAUAAGAAAUUGAAACAGCAGUGUAAACAUAAAUUCAUGAGACCUAUCGUAGACUAAAACAGUUUUGGCACCCCCUAAAUAACGAUAUGAACAUGAGAUUUUAAGACAAUUUACCUUUCAGAUUAAAAGUUAUUUAAGUGUUACAGUUGUAUAAAUUAAUAUUUGAAAUGCCGCGUAAUAUAUCUCUACCGGUAUAUAUCAUGAUGAAUUGUAUAAUUGCCAAGUCCAUCUUAUCUAAAGCAGAUUUAUGUUAUUUGUUUAGAUUUUAACAAAUGUUUGUGAACUAUUCGUCGUUGAAAGUGUCCAAAAUAACCCUGACCACUAUCGGAUAGGCAGAAUAAAAUCAUAAACAGACGUUAAACAAAAAUCAAACAGUCAGAAAAGAAAACAUUAUAAAUAAUGAGCAUUUUGAAUAAAAAGUCUAUACCUCACAAAAUUAUCUCACCAAACAUGAUCUCAAAAUCGAAUCCUAAAAAACUAAUACCCAAUAAUAUGUGAAGCUGAAAUGAUUUAAAAGACCAUUAACCCCAGAUAACCGCACCCAGAACACAUGCAGUACUAGCAGGUGAGAGGAUGGCUCUAAACUGGAGUACCACAGCAGAGGACGUCCUGCCCUCCAAGGACCUGACCGGCUACAUCACCAUCAUCACCGGCUCUAACACCGGACUGGGGCUGGAGACAGCCAGGGUGCUCUGUAAACAGAGGGCUCUGGUGGUAUUCGCGUGUAGAGAUGUGGAGAAGGCACAGCAAGCUGUAGCAUCUCUCCCGACCGAGUUUAAGACAGACGUUAUCAGACUCGAUCUAGCAAGCUUGGCUUCUGUUAGGGAGUUUUCGAGAACCUUCGCUUCCCGUUACCACAAAUUAGAUAUUCUUAUCAACAACGCUGGUGUAAUGGCAUCGCCUUAUCUCAAGACUUCAGAUGGUUUCGAGUUACAGUUGGGAGUGAACUACCUGGGCCACUUCCUCCUAACCAACCUGCUGCUCCCUCAGUUAGAAGCAGCAGAGGAGGGGAGAGUGGUCAAUGUCAGUAGUAUGGGUCACCGCCUCAACAUCCUCAAACUAGAUGACUUGAACUGUGAGCGCUAUUCCACCUCACGCCUCUACCCCUUAUACUACAAGUGGAUACAGUAUGGUAACAGUAAGGUAGCUCAGAUACUGCACGCUAUUGAGCUGAACGCGCGGCUCCGCGAGCGCGACUCUAAAGUAACCGUGUACUCCCUCCACCCUGGCGCUAUACUGACUAACUUGUUCCAGUAUGUGCAAAUAGUGUACUGGCUGAUGUGCAUGUUCAGCUUCCUGUUUAAGUCUGUACAACAAGGAGCCGCUACUUCAGUCUUCUGUGCCAUACACCCUUCCGUUAAGAACUACAGUGGCGGCUUCUUUAAAGACUGUAAGAUUAUGGGAGCUACAUUGCCACGUAAAGCUAAUGAAAAAGCUGCCAAACUCUGGGAACUGAGCGAGGAGUUGGUCAGGGAAAAGUGAUGACUUUAGUGGGUGCUUUAUUGUAUGUUUUCUAAUAUUGUCUUGUUUUGAAUCCAUUUGAUUUUAUAUUUGAUCUAACCUGUCUAUUACGUUAUUACAUUGGGUUAUUAAUGAUUAUGUUAGUUUUAUAUUCGCCGGUUAGUUUAUGUGAGAUUUAAUUAAAUAAAGUAUUAAAUCACAGCACAACGAACAUGUGACCGUAGCAUGGUCUAUUAUAGAUCACUACACCAAUCUUUUGUUUACGUCAACUAGAAUAAAAUCACCUACUAUAACAAUAAAAUGAGUGCGCAAUUUGUGUUAAUAUAAUAUCAUUAUCUUAUACACAAGCAUCAAGCAUCACAUCUUUACAUUGCCUCUCUCAUGCACAUUAUACUUGCUUGGCAACUGCGACAGUGGAAUACUUGCACAUCUGGACGAGUCUCCAGUGAUAUUAUAUUAUUCAGACAUAACAUAAUUAUAUGUAGUACGGUUUGAGGUCUUGUGGCUUUGUUUACAAAGCUAUAUAAUGUUAGAUUUUAUCCGAGUUAUAUCAUCAGUUAAAUUAGAUCUACCUUUUAUUGUGGUCACAAGAUUCGCAUCAUGAGUAAUUAUAUAGAUAUAGGUGUAUGUAAGAGUGCAUGGUCUCGUUUGGCUCCCUUAAUCUAGGAGUAUUCGUCUUAAUAAUAUGUAA
Molecule: messenger RNA, 4472 nt
Organism: Bolinopsis microptera
Lineage: Eukaryota; Metazoa; Ctenophora; Tentaculata; Lobata; Bolinopsidae
Exons: 1
Coding region: 2894-3802 (302 amino acids)
Source: RefSeq, a predicted model, not a curated record